Messenger RNA from Eruca vesicaria subsp. sativa (arugula), 804 nucleotides. The record is from the annotation of a GenBank genome assembly. NCBI's taxonomy places the organism in Eukaryota, Viridiplantae, Streptophyta, Magnoliopsida, Brassicales, Brassicaceae.
AAAAGAUAUAUAAACUCAUCUAGAUUCUCUCUACCGGAAAACAACAUGAAGUCAUCAUCAUCAUGGACGUUUCUUACCACCACAAGGUUAGACCAGAGAAAGCCAUCUCCUGUUUCAAAAAGACCACCAAAGCAAAUGAAGAAGACUGCUUCAACGAACAAACCCAUCAAAGUGCGAUAUAUAUCGAACCCCAUGAGAGUCAAAACUUGUGCGUCCAAGUUUAGAGAGCUCGUACAAGAACUCACCGGCCAAGACGCCGUCGAUCUUGAGCUGGAGCCUGAGUUUUCCCCUUCCGUUGCCUCUGACCACAGCCUUUCCCCGCCGUCGGAGGAGAAUCUUGCGCCACGUGUUCUUGAUCAGGAGCCGUUCGAUGAUCUCGUGGCUGGUUACUAUGAGCCGUUGGAUGGGGAAGACAUGUUUUUGCCUCAGAUGUCGGGAGGUUUAUCAGGAUAUUUCUCGAAUGAGUUUUACAAUAUGAAUGGCUUUGGAAGAAUCGAUUCUAUGUGACUGUAUUUGGAGUAUUUAGGGGUUUCAAAGUACAUAUCUAUCAGUUAAUUAUGGAAUGUCGAUGCAUAUAUUUAAAUCAAUACAUGUAUAUUACUUACCCAGGUUUGUGAAGAGAAUUAUAAGGGUAAGUAAGUCAUUUGCACAAAAUUUUAUAUGAACCUCGUGGUUUAUUGUUUUGUUAGAUUAUUUUGAUAUGUUCGGUUUUGACAUUUUUUUUUCAUUUGAAUGCCUGAAAGUUAUAAAUAAAAAAAAUGUCACUAGCCAACAGAAAAUGAUAUUAAUAUAUUUUAUAAAUAU